Molecule: messenger RNA, 1899 nt
Organism: Prunus persica (peach)
Lineage: Eukaryota; Viridiplantae; Streptophyta; Magnoliopsida; Rosales; Rosaceae
Product: cytochrome P450 78A7
Exons: 2
Coding region: 32-1663 (543 amino acids)
Molecular function (GO): iron ion binding; heme binding; monooxygenase activity
Source: RefSeq, a predicted model, not a curated record
UCUAGCUACCCAAUUCCUUCACACUCUAAAAAUGAACUCAAUUCCGACCCCAAUCGACCCAAUAAGCUGGUGGAUGUUUUCAAUUGAAGCCCUUGCACAUUUGGGAACAGAAAACUUGCUCAAUGGUUUCUUUUUCCUGGUCAUACUUGCAUCAUUUCUAUCUCUAACCCUCUUAACCUGGGCUUUUUCUAGAGGAGGCAUAGCCUGGAAAAAUGGCAGGAAUCAAAUGGGUCGGGUCUCGAUACCCGGACCACGAGGCCUCCCCCUCUUUGGUAGCUUAUUCAGCUUGAGCCAUGGCCUGCCUCAUCGUACCUUGGCUUGCAUGGCUUCUAGCCAUGCAGCCACUAAACUCAUGGCCUUCAGUUUGGGCUCAACCCCUGCUGUAAUCACUUCUGACCCUAAUAUUGCUAAAGAAAUCUUAACCUCUUCCCACUUCGCCGACCGCCCUAUUAAGCAAUCUGCUAAGUGCCUCAUGUUCAGCCGCGCUAUUGGUUUUGCACCAAAUGGAUCAUACUGGAGACUUCUGAGAAAAAUUGCGUCUGUUCACCUCUUCACUCCUAAACGCAUUGCCGCACACGAAGAUGGACGACAGUUUGAUUGUGCCACCAUGUUGAAGUCUAUUCAUAAUGAACAGACUCUUUGUGGAGUUGUUGGUCUAAGAAAACACCUACAAGCUGCUGCUCUAAACAAUAUCAUGGGCACGGUGUUUGGUAAGAGGUAUGAUGUUGCAUGCAAUAAUGCUGAAGCCAGAGAGUUGCAUGAGAUUGUUAGAGAAGGGUUCGAGCUUUUGGGAGCUUUCAAUUGGUCUGAUUAUCUCCCAUGGCUGAGCAGCUCUUAUGAUCCUUUUCGUAUUAAGAAUCGAUGUGCAUCGCUUGUUCCUCGAGUUAGAAAAGUGGUUGUGGAAAUUAUUGAGGAGCACAGACUUGAUAAAUUUGAAAGGGUUUGUGAUAACUCCGAUUUUGUUGAUGUCUUGCUUUCUUUGGAUGGAGAGGAGAAGCUUGAGCUGGAUGACAUGGUGGCCGUCUUAUGGGAAAUGAUAUUCCGUGGAACUGAUACGACUGCACUUUUGACUGAGUGGGUCAUGGCUGAGUUGGUUUUGAACUCGGAUGUGCAAGCCAAACUUCGCCAUGAACUUGACCUAGUUGUGGGAAAGAAAGUUCUCAAUGAAGCAGACGUGGCCAACUUACCCUAUCUCCGAGCUGUGGUUAACGAGACUCUACGUCUACACCCACCUGGGCCCCUCCUAUCAUGGGCCCGGCUGUCAACGUCGGAUGUCCAACUCAGCAACGGCAUGGUGGUCCCUGCAAACACCACCGUCAUGGUCAACAUGUGGGCCAUCACCCAUGAUCCAAACAUAUGGGAAGAGCCCUUGGUGUUCAAGCCAGAAAGGUUCUUGAAGAGUGAGGGUGGUGCUGACAUGGACGUGAGGGGAGGGGACCUUAGGCUUGCACCAUUUGGGGCAGGUCGUAGGGUUUGUCCUGGUAAAACCCUAGGGCUCGUGACAGUGAGCCUUUGGGUGGCUAAGUUGGUGCACCAUUUCAAUUGGGUUGAAGAUGUGGUUAGUAACCCAGUUGAUCUAAGUGAGGUGUUGAAGCUUUCAUGUGAGAUGAAGAACCCUCUCACAGCUGUGGCUGUUCGAAAUGAAGGAGUGACUUUCAAGUGAUUUGAGUAAGGGUUUAAUAAGGAGCCAAAUGUGGUAUAAGAUGUUAUGGCUUUUCAUAGGUUUGCCAAUGUGGCAAAUGUUGAGAGUGAGUGAGUUAAGUGAAGAAUAAAGCAGCUAAGGUCGCAUUAAAAAAAAUAAAGCAGCUAAGGUUUGUCUAGCUUGUGUUGUUUACCCAUAAUUAUGUAGAAAAAAUUGGUGUUUAAGCUGCUAGCUAGACGCGUUGGUGUCCCUUUUGC